Molecule: messenger RNA, 1113 nt
Organism: Prorocentrum cordatum
Lineage: Eukaryota; Dinophyceae; Prorocentrales; Prorocentraceae
Source: the annotation of a GenBank genome assembly
AUGGGCGACUUCGAUCCAACAGUGCCCGUGGACUUUGGCGGCUGCGGCGGCAGCGACGCCCACGAGCGCCCUCUGCCGUACCGCACCGUGGAGGUGGUGUUCAACAACAAGAACUGCUGGGCGAACCUGCAGCACAGCAGCCCCGACCGGAUCCUCUGGGAUCUCUCGGACAGGAUGUACUGGCACCCGUUCGCCGAGCGGAAGUUCUACGGCAAGGGCCUCGCCCCGUGCUUCCAGGGCUGCAAGUUCCCCGACGGCGGGCGCGACGGCGAGUGGGUGGCCGUGCAGCGGCGCGAGCUGCUGCAGGCCCUGCGCGCGGCCGUGCGCGCGAAGCGCUCCCACAAGAACCUCGACACCAGGUGGUUGCGGAUAUCUGGCCUCGAGAGGUUCCUUGGAGCAGGCCUGAGGCUGCGGGCAAAGGUCGAUGUCGCCAGGGAGUCCGAGGUGGCGAGGCUGCGCGAGCAGUAUCUCCUGUGGGAGCGAGCUCUGAAGGCGAAGGUGCCCGCGAGGCACAAGAGCCGUGCAAUGACCUUCCACCUGAAUUUCUACGACCCAAGCGCGGUGUCCAACCAUGUCCUCAACCUCUGCAUGGACAGCGACCCCUCGUUCCUGGAGUGCCGCCAGAAGUCGACGCAGUUCGACGUGGCCGUCCACCUCAGCGCACUGCCGGCGGCGGCCGUGUCGCUCUACGUGUGCGUCUGGCAGAUGCACGGCCUCACGGACAUCGAGAAGGACGACGAGCUGGCCCGCCGACAGAGCCGGCUCGGCGGAGCUGCCCCCCCGCGCCCCCGCGCCCUUGCGCCCGAGCCCGCCUCGAUGCCGCAGCGGCCAGAGGUGUCGGAGCAGCCGCCCGCCUCGCCAGAGAGGCCCAGGAGGGGGCAGCUGACGGGCUUCGACGAGUGCCUCUGCGGCAAGUUCGUCAGGGUCUCCGGCGACGGCGGGAGCCCCACGGCGGCAACGUACGUGGGCUCGAAGCAGGAUGGCAGCUACCACUUCCACGGUGGCGUCAUCGGCAAUGGCCCGAUCCCAGGCUCCUCAGAGGGUAAGCGGAUUUUGAGGUGCGUGUCACCCGCGUCGGGGAGGGCCAUGAUGAUGGUAUGGCCAUUGGCGUGA